AUGAGAUCGGUUAUCGAACGGUGGAUUGCUGGCGUUCGUUUUCUCGAGAACCCCCCCAUCUUCCACCCACUGCACAAAUUGCACAGGCCCUCCACAUUGUUUGUUUUGCCUCCCCACUCGCUCCUCGCUGCACAAAGCGAUACUCUGCUCCGCUUCCGCUUCUUGUCAAGCCGUUCAAGCACUGGGAUUACCGCUCGUAUUGUUGACCCAACAGACAUCAGAUUACCAGCAUGUCUGGAAAGGGGGCCAAAGGACUUAUGGGCAAGGGCCCAGAGGGCCUGGACAAGCUAA
Messenger RNA from Closterium sp. Naga37s-1, 291 nucleotides. The record is from the annotation of a GenBank genome assembly. Lineage: Eukaryota; Viridiplantae; Streptophyta; Zygnematophyceae; Desmidiales; Closteriaceae.